Molecule: messenger RNA, 1923 nt
Organism: Cyprinodon variegatus (sheepshead minnow)
Lineage: Eukaryota; Metazoa; Chordata; Actinopteri; Cyprinodontiformes; Cyprinodontidae
Product: protein FAM92A1-like
Exons: 3
Coding region: 351-1034 (227 amino acids)
Biological process (GO): cilium assembly
Cellular component (GO): ciliary transition zone; ciliary basal body
Source: RefSeq, a predicted model, not a curated record
AACAACAUCAACUCCUUUCACUGCAUGUCUAUCCUAGUUAAGGGAACAACAGCAACUCCUUUCACUGUGUUUCUAUCUGGGUUAAAAGAACAGCAUCAACAUCAGUCCUGCUGUAGAAGUAUUAGAAGCAGACACGUAAACACUCUGACCUGCCCAAUGCGCCUUCCCAGGGUUUGGUUUGUCCAUCCUGGUCUGAUCAGGGGUGCACAGAAGGACCAGGGCUGCCGAUACGCUCUGAUCAAUCAUCUAACUGAGAUCAUUUUCCUUGACUUCCUUCAUGUCUGCAGGCUCAGGUAAAAUCAUUUUGAAAAGCCUGGUAUUUCAGGGCCAACAGUCCGUGAGAUGAGACCAUGUUGCUUUUGCAGGCAGAGGUUGAUGCUCAGAGGGCUUCCACCAACGCCCAGCAAAGCAUCAAGCACUUCGAGGAGACCAUGACCCAUUUCCAGAGGCAGAAACUGGAAGAUGUUAAAGUCUGGAUCUGUUCACAUAUCGCUGAGCAGAUACUGCUUCCUUCUUUAAACCCCCUUUCUUCUUUCUCUUUGCAGAACAUUUUCAGAGAGUUCCUCACAGUUGAGAUGCUCUUUCAUGCUAAAGCAUUGGAGGUCUUCUCCCACACGUACCAAAACAUGGAGGCCAUGAAUGCAGAGAAGGACCUGGAGCUCUUCACUGGCAGAAUUAGGAUGCUUGACUCCCAGAUGUGGCCUCUAGAACGCUCCAUCAGCAGCCGCUCGCCUCCCCCAACAGCCCAUUACUCCAGCCUUCCUCUGGGCUCCUGGAGGGGCCGGGCCCUGGACUCCCCAGAGACCUCUGACCACAGCCGCAGACAGCAGCCCAGUCAGCACCAUGGAUCAGUGAGCACACCUCACAUCAACCCAAAACGCCAUGGAGGCAUGGAGGAGGAGGAGCUAGCACAGGAAGAGGAUGAAGAUGAAGAAGAGGAGGAUGAAGAGGAGGAAUCUGGAGCAGAGAUGGAAGAGGAUGAGAACAUCAGGAGGUCCUAUGCUUCGCAGUAUGCCCAAUCAGCCAAGAGGUGAAGCAUCGGCUUUUAACAGGGGCACUGCCCCGUUGUGGAUCUGCGGUGCCUGGGUAUGCCUGGGGCACUGAUUUUUUUAUUGAUUUAUUUAAUUAUGCCUUUUAAAAAAUGAAUGGGGAAAUCUACAGAAUGUAUGUUUACAUUUUUUUUCUUAAAAUAGUCCUAUAGACUACCACUGUAGUUAGAAUUUAAAUCUGACAUAUGCAGAAGGAGUAAUCAGAAUCCACUUCCAGUAACGGCCACUCUGAGCAUGCAGCAGCCCCAGAGUUGCCUUUAACACAGAGCCAGGAGUUUGUCAUAUCUUAUCAUAAAGAAACACAGUGGUCCUAGUAAAGAAUCACUGAUUAUAACAUUGAUUGUACAACCUAAAUGAUAACCAGGUGGGAAACAAAUGAGGCAAGAGAAAAAUCCUCAGGAUAGAUUAGAAGUGAGCGAUGGAUGCAGAAACUAAGCCAUGUAAUGCCAGGUCCGCUCUGGCUCCAACUGUAAGAUCCGCAGUACAGGUGGAUGAGCUGCCAGGCCUCACCAGCUCAACAGACGCUCCUCCAGCCAGGUGAGCGCUCCCACCGCUGAGAGGAGAAAGAGGAGAAACGGCAGCAAGUUUAUAAUUAAUGCUGAUUACCGUUCAAUACAGAAAACAAUGUAUGAAUCCCGUUGGGCAGAAAUUUAAUGAAGAUCAUAAUUAUGAGGAGCAGAAUGGGGCAAGACAGCCUUCACCAUCCGCCAUCAUGUCGGUUGGUUUGGAGAACUCUCCAAAUUAAGCCAGUCACAGCUGAUCGACAGCUUCGCUAAAACGUAGCCGAGACGCUAACUCCAGCUUUCCCAUCCUUCUGGCCAUGAUAUACACACCGUCAUAGGAUCAUCACCAUCACACCGUCAUAGGAUCUUCA